This is a messenger RNA of Pyrus x bretschneideri (Chinese white pear), 1943 nucleotides long. RefSeq names its product sialyltransferase-like protein 2. NCBI's taxonomy places the organism in Eukaryota, Viridiplantae, Streptophyta, Magnoliopsida, Rosales, Rosaceae. Gene Ontology annotation, molecular function: sialyltransferase activity. The transcript is spliced from 12 exons. The coding region runs from base 170 to 1483 and encodes 437 amino acids. The record is from RefSeq and is a predicted model, not a curated record.
CUGUUAGUCGGAGCGCUGUAAGCACAAGGAGCAAGAAAGCAAAGCGAGUUCUUCUCGAGAUCCAGAGCUCGCUCGCUCAGAGUCAGAGGUAGCGUUUCGAAAGCAAAUCUUCAAAUUAUCAGAAACUCAGAGCUGCGCGUCGCCAGAAAGUUUGAAUCUUGUGAAGCCGAUGAGGCUUUUGCAGUUGGCGUUCGUGGUUUCUGUUCUGUUCGGAUUGGUCGCCAUUCUCAUCUACAUCAUCGGCGUCUCCGAUCUCUAUGAGACGCAUCGACUUACGGAAGAAGAUGAGGAGGCGCUGCAUUCUUUGCGCACCGGUUUCCAGAAGUGUGUGGCUGCAAAUGGAUUAGGUUUGAAAGCCGCGCUUGGCAAAGAUUACUGUCAAGUCACAAUGCAGUUUCCUGCUGACACCAUUCCUAAAUGGAAGGAUACCAAAACCGGUGAGCUUGAAGGAUUAUCAUAUGAGUUUAAUCUUUGUGAGGCUGUGGCUACAUGGGAACAGGUGCGGAAUAGUACCACAAUACUGACCAGGGAGUUCAUUGAUUCUUUACCAAAUGGAUGGGAGGAUUAUGCGUGGCGUAGGAUUAAUAAAGGAGAUCGCCUCAACCGCUGUAAGAAUAAAACAUUAUGCGUGGAAAAACUUUCACUGGUACUCCCUGAAACACCACCAUAUGUUCCACGGAUGUUUCGCCGAUGUGCUGUGAUUGGAAACUCAGGAGAUCUUUUGAAAACAAGGUUUGGGAAGGAGAUUGAUGGUUAUGAUGCAGUUAUUAGAGAAAAUGGUGCACCAAUUCAGAACUACACUGAUUAUGUGGGGAAGAAAUGCACAUUUCGGCUUCUUAAUAGGGGAUCUGCUAAAGCUCUUGAUAAAGUCGUGGAGUUAGAUGAGUCAAGAAAGGAAGUAUUGAUCAUCAAAACAACAAUUCACGACGCUAUGAACCAGAUGAUUCGGGAAAUUCCAAUAAAAAAUCAUGUAUAUCUCCUGCUAGGUGCAUCCUUUGGUUCUGCCGCAAAAGGAACUGGGCUCAAGGCUCUUGAAUUUGGGCUCUCUAUAUGUGACUCAGUCGAUAUGUAUGGUUUCACUGUAGAUCCAGGAUAUAAAGAAUGGACUAGAUAUUUCUCAGAAGCUCGACAAGGCCAUACUCCUCUACAUGGUAGGGCAUACUACCAGAUGAUGGAGUGUUUGGGUCUUAUCAAAAUUCAUUCGCCUCUUCGAGCUGAUCCAAACCGUGUUGUCCAAUGGGUACCAGAACGAAAUAUAGUUACUGCUGCUAGAAUUGCAUCAGAGAAAUUGUUGAGGAGAGUUGGAGCAGGGUAUGUAGAUCCACUGCGUACGUGUUCAAUUGUAAAGAAGCAAGUCAAACUAAAGCUUACAUCAUUUCUAAGUCUAAGAAAGGCCGCAAUAGACCAUCAGAAAUAUGUGAAAAGUGCAACCAUGUACCCUCUGGAGCGUAGUCCUCGGCAUGGUAUGCUUUGCACUGUGUGAACCAUUUAAAGUUGAGGUUCCUCGGCCUUCCUUGCACCGAAGCAACUAAACAAAUCUGUCAGCCCAAUUUCUUGGGUCCAAGCGUCAUAACUUAAGCUAAUGUACGUAGAAAAGAGUGGCAGCUCAAAAUUGUUCAGGAAGAAGAUCAACACCCAGCCUACUCAAUGUAGAGUUUUGAAAGAGUUGUAAGCUUCUUGCGGCCCUGCAUUUACAUGAUUUUGAUUUUUCCAUAGCCAAAAAGGAAAACAUUAGGAUGAGAUAUGAAGAUUCAGUCCGUAGCAUCGGUUCACAGAUUGUUUUUCGGAAUUAGCAGUGUCGUAUGUGAGGGUUUUACAAACGAUUCUUUGGACACGAGACAGGUCCGUGAUUUAUAUAAAUUGUGUUGUAUCUGAAAAUUCUUAUCCAAUAGCUUGUAUGAAGGAGGAAAAUGGAAUUAAAAUAGCUUGUGUUAUUUGUCACA